AUGGUUCAGUCAGUUGGUCAAGAAAGACAAACAACAACACAAUGUAUUAAUACUGAUCAGAGGUGGGAUCGUUUCUCUGAUCUGCCAGAACCGAUCAUUCACCAUAUUUUCUCCUUCCUUGAAAUGAAUGACAUUGCUCGAAUUGGUGCAGUAUCUAGAAGAUGCAGACAAAUGUUUAUCUGCAGCCCAUAUCUCAAGUUUAAAUUGACUUGUUCAUAUGAUGGUCCUCCGAAUUUGUGUAAGCAAUUUAGUGACCAUGUGGAUAGACUGCUGAGUCAGCGAAAUGGAUUGGAGAUACGCUGCCUUUGCCUUCACUGGGCUUGCUUCAAAGAUAAUUGUGAUGUAGAUGUAACUCUUAUUGAUAGAUGGGUUAAUGUAGCAUUAAGUUGUCAAGCUCAGGAGAUUGACCUUGAGGUUGGGUUAACCGAAUGUCCAUUCUUAGAGUUGGAGGAAAUUCCAAUCUUUGAGUUGCCCAAGUGUGUCUUUAGUUCCGAAACCUUGAGAGUCCUAAAGUUAGAUCUGCACCAUAAAUGUCUCAAAGAGCCUACUGGAGCUUUUGUUUUACUCGAGGACCUAACUCUGACGACGAUGGCAGGUCCUGAUUCUGAAAGGUCUCUGAAGAAAUUGAUUUCGACUGCUUGCCCAUCACUUAAGAGGCUAACUAUUGUAAAUCUGGAUGAUGUACGACACCUAAGUGUCAUUAGUCCUUCUCUUGAAGAAUUAACAUUGAUUGAUCUGCCAUAUAAUCUCUGGGUUAUUGAUAUUUCAACCCAGGGUCUUCAGAAGUUAUAUUUGGACUUGCAUUCCUUAUUUGCUGGAUAUCUAUGCACAAUGAAGAUUGAUGCCCCCAAUCUCCAAGAUUUGAAAUGGAAGGCUGCUACUGCAAAUAACAUUUACUUGAGUCAGUUCAGAUUUCUAAAGAAUGCCAAUAUCAGUGUUGGCAUUUCUGAUAGCUAUGUUGACGAACCAACCACUCGCAAUCGCAUAACCGAUCUUCUUCAGGGAGUGUGUUGUUCGAGAACUCUGCAACUUAACAGUGAUGUUCUGGAGGAGUUGAAGUUGAAGGCAUUGGAGGACUAUAAACAGCAUGGAGGAUUUCAUAACCUAAUUUGUCACCAACUGAAUGCAAUAGAAAUAGAGCUGAAUGGAAAAGGUCAUAAGGUUGGGUUUUUGAAAAAUAUGUGCAAGGUUGCAAAAGGCUUGAAGAAGAUGACCAUCUUUUACUCGAAAGAAAGCUACAAUUCGCUGUCAGAGAUUGGAUUGCACAAUUCUAGACUAGCAUCUCAACCAUUUGAAGUGAACUUAGUUGAGAAAUAA
Messenger RNA from Dovyalis caffra, 1317 nucleotides. The record is from the annotation of a GenBank genome assembly. NCBI's taxonomy places the organism in Eukaryota, Viridiplantae, Streptophyta, Magnoliopsida, Malpighiales, Salicaceae.